AUGAUGAAGAGACUAAGCUUGAAGCAAUUCUUGUUGACUCUCUCCGAUGCAUGUUUGUGCAUAAAACCUCUUGAGGGCAACAAGAUUCAAGUUUCAAACACAGAGAUCAAGAACGGAUCUGUAUGUCCCGAGAAACGGAUCAUGUCUGCGGAGAAGGCUAUCAUUGGAGGAAGGAGAAUCAAACUGUUGAUAACAAGGAAACAGCUGGAUCGUUUGCUUGCGAAGCAAGUUUCAUUGGAGCAGCUGGUUAUUGUGAAUCAGAAAUCAUUUCUCCAAUCUUUUCACGACAAUAAAUGGAAGCCACGUCUUGAAUCUAUCCAUGAAACUCCUGAUUUGUAA
Microthlaspi erraticum is the source of this 339-nucleotide messenger RNA. The record is from the annotation of a GenBank genome assembly. Lineage: Eukaryota; Viridiplantae; Streptophyta; Magnoliopsida; Brassicales; Brassicaceae.